CAGGAGCAGCGCGAGCAGGCGCGAGCCCGGCCCGGCGCCAUGGGCGAGGGGGAGCCGCUGAGCAUGGCCGACUACCUGAUCAGCGGAGGCACCGGCUACGUCCCCGAGGAUGGGCUCACGGCGCAGCAGCUCUUCGCCAUCGCCGACGGCCUCACCUACAAUGACUUCCUGAUCCUGCCUGGCUUCAUUGACUUCACAGCGGAUGAGGUGGACCUGACCUCGGCGCUGACCCGCAAGAUCACCUUGAAGACGCCGCUCAUUUCCUCCCCUAUGGACACAGUGACAGAGUCAGACAUGGCCAUCGCGAUGGCGCUUAUGGGCGGGAUUGGGAUCAUCCAUCACAACUGCACGCCCGAAUUCCAGGCCAACGAGGUCCGCAAGGUCAAGAAAUUCGAGCAGGGCUUCAUCACAGACCCGGUGGUGCUGAGCCCGACCCACACAGUAGGAGACGUCUUUGAGGCCAAGAUCCGGCACGGCUUCUCAGGCAUCCCGGUCACCGAGACGGGCAAGAUGGGCAGCAAACUCGUGGGCAUCGUCACCUCCCGGGACAUCGACUUCCUGUCCGAGAAGGACUACGGCGUCCCGCUCAGCGAGGUGAUGACGAAGCGUAACGACCUUGUGGUGGCCCCUGCUGGCGUCACCUUAAAAGAAGCGAAUGAGAUUCUGCAGCGGAGCAAAAAAGGGAAGCUCCCCAUUGUGAACGACGUGGAUGAGCUGGUGGCCAUCAUUGCCCGCACGGACCUCAAGAAGAACCGGGACUACCCGCUGGCCUCCAAGGACUCUCGCAAGCAGCUGCUCUGCGGGGCGGCCAUCGGCACCCGCGAGGACGACAAGUACCGGCUGGACCUGCUCAUGCAGGCUGGCGUUGACGUGGUCGUGCUGGAUUCGUCUCAGGGAAAUUCCGUGUAUCAGAUCAGCAUGAUCCACUACAUCAAGCACAAAUACCCGGAGCUGCAGGUCAUCGGUGGCAAUGUGGUGACAGCAGCCCAGGCCAAGAACCUCAUCGACGCCGGCGUGGAUGCUCUGCGUGUGGGCAUGGGGUGCGGCUCCAUCUGCAUCACGCAGGAAGUGAUGGCGUGCGGCCGGCCUCAAGGCACGGCGGUGUACAAAGUAGCAGAGUAUGCCCGCAGGUUCGGCGUACCCGUGAUAGCCGACGGCGGCAUCCAGACUGUGGGCCAUGUCGUCAAGGCACUCUCUUUGGGAGCCUCCACGGUAAUGAUGGGCUCCUUGCUGGCUGCCACCACGGAGGCUCCGGGCGAAUACUUCUUCUCGGAUGGGGUCCGGCUGAAGAAGUACCGGGGGAUGGGCUCCCUCGACGCCAUGGAGAAAAACAGCAGCAGCCAGAAGCGUUACUUCAGCGAGGGGGACAAAGUGAAGGUGGCUCAGGGCGUUUCAGGAUCCAUCCAGGACAAGGGAUCCAUCCAGAAGUUCGUGCCCUACCUGAUUGCUGGCAUCCAGCACGGCUGCCAGGACAUCGGCGCGAAAAGCCUUUCCAUUCUACGGUCCAUGAUGUACUCUGGUGAACUGAAGUUUGAGAAGCGGACGAUGUCUGCCCAGAUCGAGGGCGGCGUCCACGGUCUCCACUCUUAUGAGAAGCGGCUGUACUGAGGACGGCUUCCGGAGCAGCAGCCCGCGAGGGGCGCCCAACGUCCCCACGCCCGUUGCUGCCGCCAGUGGCCGCCGCCACCGCACCUGAGCUCCCAGCUCACCUGCCCCAGACCACCUGGGUGUCGCUGGCUGACAGCAAAGACUUGCACUAUGCCCCCCCCCCCGGGGGCACCACGGUUCCUUCCCCUCCCUUCCCCAAGCGCUGGCGGUUGCGCACUUGGGACCAGCUGCCCUUCAUGGGCCAGGGCCCGCUGGGGCCCUCUGGGGCUCCCCAGGGAGGGGGCGGGGCGGGGACCCCACUCGGGAUUUCCCCUGAUGACUGACUCGCUGCUCUGGAGGGAAGGAGGGAGUCCGGGCGCCCGAGGCCUCUGCAAGCUGCCCCACAGUCUCCGGCUGUUCCCUACGGGGGGAGGGGAGGGGAGGGGAGGGGAAGGGAGGCCCCCCUCCCCCUCCUAGCAGCACUGUGUGGGGUGUUGGGGAGAGGCCCCCCUCCAUGCUCUGCUCCCGCUGACCCCUAUUUUUAUUUUGGGCCCUUCUCAGGCCAGGAUCUCAUUGGUCUGUCUCAGGUCAGCCCGGGGAGCCCAGCUGGCUCGUCAAAGUGAGUUUCUGGGUUGGGUGGGUGUGUGGGGAAUAUCCCCAUGCAAAAGCUGCCCUCUCAAGGGCCGUCCUCCUCUUCCCAGCAUUUUUUUUUUUUUGCGGGGGGGGGGGGGCUCAGAAAAACGUGGUGGUUGUGUGUGGGCUGCAGAGACGAUGGGCACUGGGGUGGGGGUCAGUCUCCUCUCCCCAAAUGCCUGUCCUGCCCCAAGGCCACCACCUCUCAGCCCGCCUAGGUAGGGGCAUGGGCUACGUCCAGCCCCUCUGGCCGAAGUGUCAUUCCUGCCUGUUAGCAGGUGCUGCAGCAGCAACAGCAGCUUGUGGGGAGAUAGAAGGUGGGGAUCCCCUGCCCCCGGGCGCUCUGCAAUGGGUGGCCAGAGCUCGGCCGCCUCUUUACCACCCCCUGGCCGCGUCCCCUCCUCCCCCUCGGCUGUAACUUCUGCGCAUGUUAGGUUCCAACAUU
Molecule: messenger RNA, 2665 nt
Organism: Elgaria multicarinata webbii
Lineage: Eukaryota; Metazoa; Chordata; Lepidosauria; Squamata; Anguidae
Gene: IMPDH1
Product: inosine monophosphate dehydrogenase 1
Exons: 15
Coding region: 40-1608 (522 amino acids)
Biological process (GO): GTP biosynthetic process
Cellular component (GO): cytoplasm
Molecular function (GO): IMP dehydrogenase activity
Source: RefSeq, a predicted model, not a curated record